This is a messenger RNA of Limulus polyphemus (Atlantic horseshoe crab), 1145 nucleotides long. Its product is annotated as kinesin-like protein KIF19. The record is from RefSeq and is a predicted model, not a curated record. NCBI's taxonomy places the organism in Eukaryota, Metazoa, Arthropoda, Merostomata, Xiphosura, Limulidae. The transcript is spliced from 9 exons. The annotation marks the transcript as partial.
AAAUUGAAAUGCAAGCUGACCAGUUAAUUCGAGAACACGAACUACGACAACGGGAUAUUAUGAUUUUACGGUUUGACCGACAGAGGGAGUUCUGUGAUGAGAUUAUAUCAAAACAAAGACAACUGAUUGAUGCUCUCAGCUCCGGGGGAACAGAACAUGGAAAAACUACUCGAGAACUGGCCGAUCUGUAUCGAAUUUAUAAACUGGAAUUGGAUCAACUAUCGAACAGCAGGGAAGCUGUUGAGAAACAUCUCGUGAGUAACCCUCACAGGACGUAUUCGGUGUUGGGACUAAGACCCCUGGGAUCUAGCGAGUCCAUGGUAGAGUUGCAAAUUAUAACUACAGGAGAGAAAAUCAUCAGUCUGCCUUUAAUCAAUGGAACAAUUGAAGACAAAUUAAUGGUUUUGUUUAUCGUAACUUUAAUAUACCAAUCUACCGAUAUCUCCAUUGACAGUCAGUAUCCAAUUCGUGGAAAGCUAUUCACACCCACUUGCAGCAGUCAAGGAAGCCGAGUGGACAGUGGUUUAAGUCUGUCCAGUUAUAUCCAGUCACUACCCUCGACUCCUGGAGAUCGAUUACCGCCUCUCAGUGAAACAGACUUUGUUUCAAAUGAUGAUCCAGUCAAAAUACUAUCCAGAACGAGGAAUAUAUCGUCCCUAGCGAGCAGACGUCGAGAACAUAGCCGGGAAAGCUUCCUAAAUGGAGGAUACAGAAACACAAGCCGAAGGUCCACUAAUUCUUUAAACCCAAAUGGGGAGACACCACCAGCCUCUGUUCUAGGGUCAAGACGAAGUUCCAGUUUAUCAACAAGAAGAGAGAGUCAUGAUCGUUUACCCAACAUGUCAAAGUACGGCGUUCUUCCACCAAUAGAGCACACAGGCAAACGAACCAAAAAGAAUGUGCGGAGAUUGAGCAAAAUAAGUACUUCAGAUUCUGAGUCGACCAUGACUGAUAGCCAACGAACCAGACUUUCAACUAAGCCUAAAGGUUUCGGAGAAAUGAUGGGAUUUUCUCUCGCCCACUGAUUAAUUUCUUGUUUACUAAUGUUUAAUCAUGGCAAGUGAAUCUAGGGUAUUUGAGUAUAAUUAUUGAGUCUCUUUCUUUCAGGACUUGGAAGUUUAAAGGAAGAUUUUUCUGUGUAAAAA